Messenger RNA from Bufo bufo (common toad), 2578 nucleotides. Its product is annotated as membrane cofactor protein-like. NCBI's taxonomy places the organism in Eukaryota, Metazoa, Chordata, Amphibia, Anura, Bufonidae. The record is from RefSeq and is a predicted model, not a curated record. Bases 60 to 1223 code for a protein of 387 amino acids. The transcript is spliced from 14 exons. Gene Ontology annotation, biological process: negative regulation of complement activation, classical pathway.
ACAGAGACAGAAGUCGCCGUCCUGAGUAUUUCUGUGCUUAUUUAUCACAACUUAUCGUCAUGGAAUACUACUGGACAAUCUUCCUGUUUGCAGCCUUUGGUAGAACUCAUGGUGACUGCGGUGCGCCUCCCAGACUGCAGUUUGGGGAGCUCGACACACAAUUCAUUGACCAAGAUAAUUUUUCUACUGGUGCAGCCGUAACUUAUAAGUGCAGAUCUGGAUUUACUAGAGCUCAAGGAACCAACAAUUCUAUAACUUGCUUAAGUAACUCCACAUGGUCCACUCCUGAAGAGUUCUGCACACGACGAUCAUGUGGGAAUCCCGGUGAUUUACAACAUGGAACAGUGUCCUUUCCAGAUACGCUGUUUGGAGCUAGAGCAACCUAUACUUGUAAUCUUGGGUACAACAUGAUAUCUAGAAGGAAUUUUAGAGAAUGUCAGAACGAUGGAACAUGGAGUAAUGAGGUCCCUGUAUGUGAAGUUCAGACCUGCCCCCCCCCAAAUGCGAUUACAGAUGGGUCGUUUAGUCCAGAUAAUGAGGAGUACGAGUACUUGAAUGCUGUGACUUAUCAAUGUAAAGAUAAGACAUACGCACUUAUUGGAGAAAGGACUCUAUCUUGCACAGAGCAUGGAAACUGGAGUGCGGAUCCUCCACAAUGCAAAGCGGUGGAAUGCUCAGUUCCAAGUGUUGACAAUGCAGAAAAAGUAUCUGGAUUUUCUGGCCCCUACCACCUAAAUAAUGCUGUUGAAUUUCGGUGUUUACCAGGCUACACUAUGGUUGGAUCGGCCUCUGUCAAAUGUAAUGUUAGUAGUGAGUGGGAACCUGCUCUACCUACCUGCAGCAGAAUUGUUACUCAGAGUCCAACAACAACGGAAAAGGAGACUGAAUUGGGAGGCUCAACUACCACGCAAAAACCAUCAACUACUAAGGGGAAAGAUGAGAACAAUGGAGGUUCAACUGUUACUAAAAACACGACUAAGCAGAAGGAUGAGACGACUGGAGGGGGAAAUAACACUGGUGCUGUCGUGGGAGGAGUUAUCGCUGGAAUUGUUGGAAUUCUGGUUACAGCAGCAGUUAUUUAUAUGUGCUGGUAUAAGAAAAGAAAAGGUGAUGGUUAUGUAGGUCCAACCCGAAACAACGUUGACGGUGGCACAUCAAGUAGCCAUCAGACACCUAUAGAGCAGUGUGAUAUGAAGGAGAUAGAAGCACAGGAAACGCGCUAAUAAUCUUCAUUAUGUCAGUUAUGGCAUUUGUGAUGAAUAAUGGCUUCUAAGAAUUUGGUAUCUACACGUGUGGCUUAGCUUACAACUAGUCCUUCAUGCUUGAAGAAAAUGCUGCCAUGGAGGCUCCUUCAGACUUUUUCAAAUAUGCCUUUUGAAUUGACUAGUUUAACCCAACCUCCUUGCCUUAAAUGCACAUGAAAGUCUAAUAUCAUUCUUCAUUGUGAUAGGAAAGCUAGAUCAAUGCCCAUGGUUGCUUUUCCUGACUAAAGACUUGAGUUUUAUGAUUGCACACUUUGCACGUGGAAAGGGGGGAAUAUGAAGACUGUGAAUCAACUUUUUGUUUCUAUCACUUGGAUCAUCAGUGCAGGAUAUUGAAGAUAUAAAGAUAAGAUAUUUUUUUAUAGGAAUUAAAAGUAUUUUUUAUUGUUUAUUCUAAAGGGAUUUUAUACUUUAGUGUUUCCUAAAUGGUCAUUUCAACUAACUUUGCAUGAAUCGGUACAGGUAAAUUUCACUUCCUGCCAUAAACUGAGAACAGGAAGUGAAAUGGAUAUUGAGUUUAUUAGGUUUAAAGUAAUUUUAUCCCAGAAAGUUCCAACAAGAUGCUAUUUUUUUUAGUAGUGAUGAGAGAAUUGAUUUGCCUGCGCUGCUCAAAUAGGCUGAUUUUUGAACCAAUUCAAUUUGUAUGAAUCGCUUCCACUAGUAGGUAGAAUAUAUUGUGUUUCAAUAAGAAAAAGUUCAAGGUCAUAAUUUGAUUGCACUGUUCAGAAAACUUAUCCUACAGGCCAUGAUUAUCCAUGUAUCUCAUCAUCACGGGGUAUUGGGAUGAAUUAGCAAUAUUUAAUGCUUCACUUAAAGCAGCUCUGUCACAUGGAUCAACCCUAUACAACCAGGUAUAUAGCCUGGAAGGGUUGCUGACACUGAUUAAAACGAUACAUAUCUUUAGGUAGUAGCGUUGUGGAGAAGUUUAAACUUUAAUCAAUAUGCUAAUGAGCUAUUGGAGCACCAAGAGGCGGGCUUAUGCGGUUUGAGCACUGCUCUAGCACUGUCACUGGUGCUCCAUACAGCCGCCCCCUCCCUUUAGAUUGACAGCCUGCGCACUAGCUCACUACAACGGCACGUAAGCACAACAUCUUUGGCUUCAUCGGCAUGAAGCGAAGAUGCAUGUUCAUGUCGCUGAACUCAGAAGUGGCGGCUCAAUCGGCUUGAAGCCUAGACAGGCAGGGAUCUGACCUCUGGUCUAGUGCUGUCAAUCUAAAGGGAGGGGGGCAUGAUAUGCCUGGUUGUAUAGGGUUGAUCUCAGUGACAGAGCCCCUUUUAAGAGUCUUUUUGUAGUAAAGAUUAGGACCAUCUAGUGA